AUUUACCCAAAAGCCCAAAAUCAAAGAGAACUUCCAGCGCCACCACCUCUUGAUCAACGGUACUUAGCCACCCACGUGGAACGAAAUCACAAUCUUAACCGUUUAUGCCAGAUCUCUCGGUCAGUUUCACGGGCAACUCCAUACCCGUUGGAUCAACAAAUGAAGGGUAGAACAAAUUGACCAAAAAAUCCUCGGGCAGAUCUCAUCGCCUUUAAGAAGUGGCUCAUGCCUCUUUCAUUUCUCACUCAGAUUAGGGUAAUCCAAAUUCCAAACCCUCCACGCUCUCUCUUUUUUUCUUUUUUUUUUUCUAUCUAGAUCCAAAAGUCUUGUCUCCGACGGAGGCGCGUGAGUUUUCCAAUCAGCGCGUAGAGUUCUUAUCUUCGCGUGAUCUUACGUGUUCUUUCUAUUCAUGUACUUUGCAACCUGCAUUGGGAAUUUCAUGUCGGAGAUUCGCCGGAGUCUCACCGGACGGCCUUGAUUUCGCGUUUUUAUGGCAUCCGCCGUCUUAGCCAACCGUAACGAACCAAAUUGGCCGCAACACAGAGGCGGUGGAGCAGGAUUCAUGGGUAAAGUUCCUUACGCUAACCCUAACCCUAAAUAUGGUAACAAUAAGAAAACUCAAUCGCCUUCAGAUGAUGCUUCCUCUAUCAAUCGGCGAUCCAAUGAUUUUGUUUCUAAUUAUUCACAAUACGUAACCUUUAAAAUCGCUUCGUACACGAAGACGGAGCUCAGCGAGCUUAAAAACCGUCUCGUAUCUGAGCUUGAACAAAUUCGUCAGCUCACGAUUCGAAUUGAAUCAGGCGAUUUUAAACCCAAAACAAGCCAUAACGGUGGUGGUCCUCCCAAGAAAUCGGCUAGUAAGAAGGUUUCCGGCAACAAACGACCAUUUCCGGCGGCAAGGGAAAUGAAGAGAUCGCAAUCGGAGAUUGGUGACGCACUGAAGUCUUGUGGUGUGAUUUUGAAUAAGCUGAUGAAAAACAAAAUUGCUUGGAUCUUUAACACUCCUGUAAAUGCUACAGCGUUGGGUCUUCACGAUUACUUUGAUAUAAUUAAGCAUCCUAUGGAUCUAGGUAGUGUGAGGGAAAAACUCGUUAAGAAUGAUUAUGCUACCCCAGCGGAUUUUGCUUCAGAUGUGCGAUUAACGUUCAACAAUGCAUUGACCUACAAUCCUGUGGGUCAUGAAGUUAACACUGCGGCGAUGCAGUUUCUUAAGAAGUUUGAGGAGCUUUAUCGGCCAAUACAUGAGAAAUUCGAUGAACGGGGCUUUGAUGAUGAAUUGCAGGCCAGCUCAUGGAACCACGUUGAACCGGAGAGGGAGAUAGUCCCGGAGAGAGUUCCUGAGAGGGAGAGAGUUUUGGAGAGAGUUCCCGAGAGGGAGAGAGUCAAGAAGAGAGAUAUUCCAAUUCCUAUCCCUCCACCGGUAAAAAGGCCAGAGCCACUGCCCCUGCCUGAGCCUGCUAGUACUUCUAACCAGCCAAGCACGUCAAACCCCCCAUUGGCGCAGUCACCAGUUCACACGCCUUCGCCAAUGCGGGCACCACUGGUGAAGUCCUUGAAGCAGCCCAAGCCAAAAGCAAGGGACCCAAAUAAGAGGGAAAUGAAUGUUGAGGAAAAGCACAAGUUGGGACUUGGGUUGCAGAUUUUGCCACCAGAGAAAAUGGAACAGGUGGUGCAGAUCAUAAGGAAGAGAAAUGGGCAUUUGGAGCAAGAUGGGGAUGAGAUUGAGCUUGAUAUGGAAGCUGUUGACACAGAGACUCUUUGGGAACUUGAUCGUUUGGUUACUAAUUGGAAAAAGAUGGUGAGCAAGAUUAAGCGGCAGGCACUAAUGGAUAAUAAUAAUAAUGAUGUGCCUUCAAACAAAGGCAAUGGGGAAUUGCCUGAUAUUGAGAAAGUUGAAGCAGCUGCACCACCAGCUGAGGUGAAGAAGCAGAAAAAGAUAGAAACUGUGGACGAGGAUGUUGACAUUGGCGAUGAUAUGCCUGUGAACAAUUUCCCCCCUGUGGAGAUUGAGAAAGAUAAAGAUAUGGGUGGUACUGGGGGCCAUGCCAGUAGCAGUUCCGGUAGCUCCAGCAGUUCUGGUAGUGAUUCCUCAUCAUCAAGUGAUUCGGAUUCUGGGAGUUCGUCGGGGAGUGAUUCUGAAGCGGACAAUGGUCACUUGUAGCAGGGCAGGGCUUUUAGAACCAACGGUCUAGACAGAUGCCGGUUAGCGGGUCAAGACAUGUUUGCUUCAUUGUUGUAGUGCUUUAGUGUGUGGGCUAGGUAUAGUGGACAUUGUUUGUUGGUUUCAGUGUGAUAAUGGCUAAUUGGAUUGGGACUAAAAGCACCUGCUCCAGGAUUUGCAUUUUGACAUUGGUGUAUAAAUCUUUCUUUUAACCCUAAAGAGUAGUAGUAGUAGUAGUAGUAGUAAGUAAUAUGUGGUGACAAUUUCUCUAGUAGGAUAGAUGCUUAAGAAAGCAAGCUUAGGAAGAGAAUUAAUAGAAAUUAGUGGUUUUAUGUGAUUACCUUGUACACAUUACAGUAAGUAGAUGAAUCACCCUCCUUUGACUUUGGAGAAGGUAUUUUUUUGAUGAAA
Messenger RNA from Trifolium pratense (red clover), 2572 nucleotides. Its product is annotated as transcription factor GTE7-like. The transcript is spliced from 4 exons. NCBI's taxonomy places the organism in Eukaryota, Viridiplantae, Streptophyta, Magnoliopsida, Fabales, Fabaceae. The coding region runs from base 491 to 2161 and encodes 556 amino acids. The record is from RefSeq and is a predicted model, not a curated record. Gene Ontology annotation, molecular function: protein binding.